AUUCAGGAAAGGAAAAUUUAAGGAAAAAUAAUACACAACUCAUGACAUCCAAAACAGCCGCCUGCCAACUCUCUUUCUAUGGUUUCCUCUAUCUCGGGUGUAAGGUUGCUAUUAAUACCCUCAUCCUUUUCUUUCUCGGUUUUCUCCUCCUAUUUCAUAUACUCCAUCCACAACUACUAUAUAUAUCAUCUCCAUAUCCACAACUUUUUACAUGACAGAAACACAAACCAAAAAUCCACCUCUUCAACAACUAGCUCUUUUUUUGUACUUCUGAAUUUAUUGUGAUUGUACCAAUAUUAUAGCUGUAAUAAUAUUGUUGCAAUUAUGACCUUUCUUCAGAAAAACACCCACUCCAAUUUCUAUCCCUUUCCAAACAACAGUACCAAUAUUAAUAAAACAGUAGACCAAAUUUCCACCAUAAAAUCAAUCCUGUUUUCCCCUGUUCCUCCUUUGCAUCAAUUUACAGAUACUAUGACGAAAAGGGAUCCCGGCGGGAUCGGUUUUAUUGACGAUGUCGGCGGGAGUGUUAAUGGGUUGAUGUCGUGUACGGAGAGUUUAGGAUUUGAGAGCUCCGAUGAGAGGCGGGUUGACGACGAGAUUGGGAUCCUGGAUCUGAAUUACGAGAAGGAGUUUUUGAGUAAUUGUAGUUCUGGGAAUUUGAGAUUGAAACGGGAGCAUGUGAAGAGGGAGGUGAAGAAUUUCCCACCGCCAUUGUCGUCGUUGGAUCAGAACGGUAAGCCGACUUUCUUUCUCCGGCCGGUGAGGAGGGAUGGUAAGUUGGAGCUUCAGGAGGUGAAGAUUAACCGGCCGGAAGUUUUGUGUGCUUCUAGGGAAGAUGGGAGGCUGAGAUUGCAUUUCGUUAGUAACGAGGAUGAACAAUUUGAUGAUCAAGAGGAGGAGGAAUUCGAGGAGGAAGAAGUAAUUGUGGGAGAAAGUGAUGAAGAAGAAGAAGAAGAAACAAUUGAGGAAGAUGGAUACAUUGAGGAUGAAGAGGCGGAAUUAGUAGAAGAAAGGGCUGAGGGAUGGCGGAUUCCGGUGAAUCAGCACGGUGAUGGCGGUAGCGACGGCGGUUUCCUACGGUGCCAUGAGAUGGUGAGCCACCAUCAGAUCCGCCGCCACCAACACCACCACCACCACGGUCACCACCAUCAUGACAUGCAUGUUUGGAGUAGGCAUUGUGUGACAAUCAGAUGAAUUUUGUAAAGAUGAGUCUAUUUUUCCAACAUGAUUGAUUCCUUAUAAGUUUAGUAGUACAAGAAUUUGACGUGGGAAUCAAAGGAAGGCAAUUAAUUAGUUCGAUUUGAGACAAGGUGAACAUUUAUUAUACUCGGCUGGAUUGUUGACAUCUGAAGCGCAGAAGAAUUUGGUGUGAAAAGUUCAACAUAUGAUUAUGGUCAAAUAGACCAUAUUUGUACCAUAGUUGUGAAUGGGAAAUUAGAUUUGUUUUUGAACGAGAUUCUUAUUGGAAUGUUAUUCAAUCUAAGCUUAGAUUCAACCAGC
Molecule: messenger RNA, 1500 nt
Organism: Oldenlandia corymbosa var. corymbosa
Lineage: Eukaryota; Viridiplantae; Streptophyta; Magnoliopsida; Gentianales; Rubiaceae
Source: the annotation of a GenBank genome assembly